This is a messenger RNA of Talaromyces amestolkiae, 1869 nucleotides long. RefSeq lists its product as uncharacterized. The transcript has 2 exons. Bases 1 to 1869 code for a protein of 622 amino acids. The record is from RefSeq and is a predicted model, not a curated record. NCBI's taxonomy places the organism in Eukaryota, Fungi, Ascomycota, Eurotiomycetes, Eurotiales, Trichocomaceae. Gene Ontology annotation, biological process: DNA-templated transcription; positive regulation of transcription by RNA polymerase II. Gene Ontology annotation, molecular function: sequence-specific DNA binding; DNA-binding transcription factor activity, RNA polymerase II-specific; zinc ion binding.
AUGAGUCAAGAAGCUCGAGUCCGCAAACGCAUUCCGACAUCUUGCAAACGUUGCCAUCGACGGAAGCAGCGCUGCGUGGGCUUUCCGACUUGUUCUAGCUGCGAGGUCGCCGGCCAACCAUGCACUCGAGCAGAGACUGCACCGUCAUGGCACCACGCAAUGUCGAAGGGAGCGCUGGUGCGACGGAUCGAAAUGCUGGAGGCGCAGCUGGCUGAACGGCAGCCCGGUGAUGAACGGCUAACACCGGCGUCGGGAACUGUGCAUCAUGCUUCUAGCCCUAAAGAAAACAUCAUCUCCUUGACUGCUAUAAUGAGCAGCGAUAAUCCGCAAGAAAAUCAGUCUUAUUUUGGACCGUCAUCAGGCUUAUCCAUGGCGAAGAGCCUAGACUGGUUCAUUCAUGAUACUGUCUUGACGAGAUCUAUCCCCGUCUCAGCGAGCAUUAUGGCACCUACCGUCGAACCCUUCGAUCAGACCGUAUUGCACAGAGCGAAACCACCGGGUGAUGAGGAGGGAUCGAGGCUGCUCGAUGCCUACUUUUCAAAGACCCAUAUUCGCUUUCCCUUUCUAGAUCGCGCACAGAUUUUAAAACUUCAUGCAGAAAGAUAUCAAUCGCUGGAGGAUAGCCCAGAGGGUAGUUAUAGACAGUUCAAACUGUUCAUGGUCUACGCAAUUGGGGCUACCGUUCUCCAAAUGACUCAAAACCACAACACAACAACAACAUCACCAUCACCGUCCCCUCCCAGCACGUAUUUGACGACAGCGUUAAGUUUCGAAUCUAGUCUCCGUGAUUCAUUCUCGCUCGCCGGCUUGGAGGCAAUCAUGUUACUGGUUAUGUAUCAUCUACGGCUUUCGUCGCCGUCCAAAGUGUGGUACAUGUUGGGUCUGGCUAUGCGGAUCAGCAUUGAUCUCGGUCUUCAUCGUGAACUUCACUACCGCAAUAUUGGGCGUGACGAGGCUCAGAGAAGACGGCGAUUGUUCUGGAGUGUCUAUUUGGUCGAAAGGUAUAUUUCCUGGUCGCUCGGUCGUCCGUUUAACAUAGCUGAGGAGGAGAUUGAUGCUGGUAUUCCGGCUGAUCUGGGUGAUCACCUGGCCGAUGAUGAUGUUGUUGUUGCAAAUUCUAUACAGAGUCCACCCGACCCGCAUAGUCAAGGAAACUGUUUGCGUAGGUUCAUUGCGUGUAUUCGAUUGUCGCGAAUCGCAUCCGUCGUUCACACCCGCAUCUAUCGAGUCGAUAGGGACAUCUCAACUCUGCUACCAGAGAUCGAUCCAUUGAUGAACGAUUUGCAGCAGUUCGAGAAGCAACUACCACAUCUAGCACCAGACGACGAUGACUUUGUGCGUAUGCAUCUCAAUAACUCGGUACGAGUCGUGCUGCAACCUUUUCUGGCAAUACUGCCUUCGGCAGAUAGUCGGAUUCAGACGUGUCUCGCUGCUUCUGGGCGGAUGUGUCAGCUUUUCAAGAAGUCAAGACAGACAGACUCUUCGGCGGGACACUCUUUCCUACUAGCCAAUUCGAUCUUUAUGGCUGGGCUGACGAUGUGUUUCUGUCUCUUCCGGUCCCCGUCCCUUUGGUCGAUUACUGUCGCGAACGAUAUACGCGCCUGCUCCUCGGCCAUGUUUUUCAUGUCAGAACGCAAUCUAUCUUUGAGCAAGUACCGCGAUAGCCUGGAAACUAUCAUCAAUCGCGUCAUGGAAUUCGUAGACCAGAACCAAGAAGCUACAACCACUCGCCCCUCGUUCGACUUUUUCGCAAGUGUCGUGCAAGCUGGCGGUUCUGGAAUUCCUUCUAUCGAUUCAGAACCGUGGUCUGAUUUGGGGGAUUGGUUCGGGCUUCAGAAUACUUUUGGUGUGCAUGCAGAUGAUCUCUGA